AUGCCGGCGCUCUGUGGAGGAAGCAAGACGGUUCAGCGCAAGCUCGUGCUACUAGGUGACGGAGCGUGUGGAAAGACUUCACUGCUAAACGUCUUUACGCGUGGCUAUUUCCCCACCGUAUAUGAGCCCACCGUUUUCGAAAACUACGUCCACGACAUCUUCAUCGACAACGUUCACGUCGAGCUUUCACUAUGGGACACGGCUGGACAAGAAGAAUUCGAUCGCCUGCGCUCUCUCUCCUACGAUGACACGCAUGCGAUCAUGCUGUGCUUUAGCGUCGACUCGCCGGACUCCCUCGAGAACGUGGAAAGUAAAUGGGUUGGCGAGAUUGCGGAGAAUUGCCCGGAUGUACGACUUGUACUCGUCGCAUUGAAGUGUGACUUGCGGGAGCAGGGCAAGGAUGACGACGAGGAUGGUCCUGCUGAGCCUAAGAAACCAAUGAUCGAUUACAAGCAAGGACUGGCAGUCGCGGAGAAGAUCAAGGCCCUACGGUAUCUUGAAUGCUCCGCAAUGAAGAACCGCGGUGUCAACGAGGCGUUUACGGAGGCUGCACGUGUGGCAUUACAGGUCAAGAACGUCAAGGGCGACAAGUCCAGCGGAAGUCCCAAGUGCAGCGUCAUGUGA
Messenger RNA from Ramularia collo-cygni, 624 nucleotides. Its product is annotated as probable rho3 protein. The record is from RefSeq and is a predicted model, not a curated record. Gene Ontology annotation, molecular function: GTP binding; GTPase activity. Bases 1 to 624 code for a protein of 207 amino acids. Lineage: Eukaryota; Fungi; Ascomycota; Dothideomycetes; Mycosphaerellales; Mycosphaerellaceae. The transcript is spliced from 4 exons. Gene Ontology annotation, biological process: small GTPase-mediated signal transduction.